Messenger RNA from Amborella trichopoda, 2960 nucleotides. RefSeq names its product Tetratricopeptide repeat (TPR)-like superfamily protein. Gene Ontology annotation, biological process: RNA modification. The record is from RefSeq and is a predicted model, not a curated record. Lineage: Eukaryota; Viridiplantae; Streptophyta; Magnoliopsida; Amborellales; Amborellaceae. Gene Ontology annotation, molecular function: protein binding; RNA binding; zinc ion binding.
GGUAUACUAUACCAUUGGCUGCAUUCAGACAACCUUUAACAGAUUUAGAAAAGAUGUAAUUUGUGUACAAUGGAUGUGCUCUUGGUGAAUAUUUCAGCAUUGUGUAUGCAAAUUUGUAGUAGUGUUUCCAUCCUAUGGAAGGGAUCUGAUGCUGUGAUGCACUGUGAGAGAGAGAGAGAGAGAGAGAGAGAGAGAGAGAGGCAGUGAUAAGGUUGCAUUAGGAAGCUGCUUGUUACAGGUAGGUAGAGAUUGGAAUAGGUUGCUUCUAUUUUUGCUUCUCUUACCUUUCUUAGCUUAAUUUGCUUCUAUUUUGUGAUUUUAAGUUGCUUGUGUUUAGUUUCUCCGCGUACCUCUCUCUCUAGUUGGCCACCAAAAUGUAGACUCUCAACCUCACGCCACCCUCUCAUGAUCCCCUCUCUCCCCACCAUGCACCACCUAGCCCAUCACCUCACCAGACGAGUCCCCCAUAUCUCUAGAAUCCCCAUUAACCUCCCCUCCAUCAAUGCCACCCUCCAAGCCCUAGCCCUAAGCCCCAAUCCCCUCCAAGCCGUCUUUCUCUUCAAAACCAAACUCUCCACACCAGACGCCGUCUCCUGUUCACUUGCCCUCAAGGCCUGUGCACGCGCCCUAGCUGGGCGGGAGGGCCACCAGCUCCAUGCCCAAGUAGUUCUUCUCGGCCACCUGGCUGACCCCCUCCUCCUCACUACCCUAAUGGACUUCUAUGCAAAAACCAAUGAUUUGGCGUAUGCGUGCAAAGUGUUCUAUGAAAUGCCUCGAACAGAUACUGUUGCUUAUAACGUGCUCAUUUCGGGCCAUGUGCUUGGUGGCGAGGCCAUGCGUGCGCUGAGCCUGUUUAGGACCAUGCGUUGUGCAGGGCUAAGCCCUGAUGAGGGCACCGUCAUUGGGGUGGUGUCUGCUUGUGCGCAGCUUGGGUCCAAUCGCCUUGGCUGUAUGGCCCAUGCUUUUGUAUUGGUGGCUAAGAUGCAUGACCAUGUGGUGGUGUGUAAUGCUCUCAUGGACAUGUAUGCGAAGUGUGGGUGUGUUGAGUUGAUGCGCCAAGUGUUUCACGGAAUGACUCAUAGGUGUUUGGUGUCUUGGAAUACUGUGAUUAUGGGAAUGGCCAUGCAUGGCCAUGGAAGAGAGGUGCUGGGCUUGUUUGACUCUAUGUUGUGUGAGGGAGUAAGGCCUGAUUCAGUGACAAUGGUGGCUGUCCUUUGUGGGUGUAAUCACUCAAGGUUGAUAGAUGAGGGGCUUCGGCUUUUCGACACAAUGGAAAGAGAACAUGGGGUGAGGCCUAAUGUGAAGCACUAUGGGUGCGUUGUUGACCUCCUAGGUCGAGCAGGAAGGCUCGAUGAGGCCUAUAACCUUGUUUUGUCGAUGCCCAUUGAGCCGGAUGCUAUGAUAUGGGAGACUUUAUUGGCAGCCUGUAAUGUUCAUGGCCACGUGGGGUUGGCUGAGAGGGCCAUGGUUAAGCUUGGUGAGAUUGGUUCCACCCACAGUGGGGACUUUGUGCUUAUGUCCAAUGUUUAUGCUAUGCAUUCUCAAUGGGCUGAUGUUGUUCGUGUGAGGGAGGUUAUGAAAACCUGCAACUCUAGAAAGGUGCCUGGCUUUAGUUUUAUAGAGGCCAAGGGAUCCAUCCAUAGGUUUGUGAUGGGAGACAGGGGUCACCCACGGUGGAGAGAGAUCUAUUCUAAGGUGGAUGAGAUGAAUAGGAAGCUUCGGCUUAAUGGGUAUGUUGCACAAACUAGUUUUGUGCUUCAUGAUAUCGAUGAGGAGGACAAGGAGAACGCUUUGGGGUAUCAUAGUGAGAAGCUGGCAAUUGCCUACGGGCUUAUCAGCAUUGAGGUGGGCUCCCCAAUUCAUGUGAUAAAGAACCUUAGGAUAUGUGGGGAUUGCCAUGGGGUGGCCAAGCUUGUGUCUAAGAUUUAUGGGAGGGAGAUAGUUGUGAGGGACAGGGCAAGGUUUCAUAGAUUUGUGCAGGGGUCUUGCUCUUGUGGGGACUAUUGGUAAGGCUUGUGGUUUUUUGUAUUAUGCAUGUUUUCAAGUGCCCAAUUUGGACACCAAUGGAAAGAAAAAGAAGAAGAAAAGCCCAACUUGGACUUAUGUAUAGCAUAUGGGUGGGUUUCGGGCCAUCCUCCCUGAAUCAUUUCAAAAGCGGUUCUUAUGUACAGCAUAUGGGUUUCAGGCCAUCCUCCCUGAAUCAUUUCAAAAACGGUUCUUAUGUACAACAUAUGGGUUUCAGGCCAUCCUCCCUUAAUCGUUUCAAAAGCGGCUUUUGUUGAAGGGAAGGGGCCUUUACCAAGCGCACCAGCUGCCCAUUUAGUUGAAGAAGGAAAAUGGAGAAAUGUAACAGACUUAUGUAUAGCAUAUGGGUUACGGGCCAUCCUCCUUGAAUCAUUUCAAAAGCAGUCUUUGUUGAAGGGAGGGCCCAUUUAGUUGAAGAAGGAAAAGGGAGAAAUGUAACAGACUUAUGUAUAGCAUAUGGGUUUCGGGCCAUCCUCCCUGAAUCAUUUCAAAAGCAGUUUUUGUUGAAGGGAGUGCCUUCACCAAGCGCACGAGUUGCCCAGAAGGAAAAUGGAGAAAUGUAACAAUUAUGGUUGAAGUGUCCUAAGCGAAUGAUUGCAGAUGUGUUUCCUUUAAAGGACUCGGUGAGGAUAUUCCGACAUGGAAGUGGAUCCAACCAAGCUAGGAAGCUUUAACAGUGUCGCUCUUUCCUUGUUAAUGCCAGUGUGUGGCGACCCUCUUUUGCACAGUUGGUUCAUUUUUUUUCAUGUGAAGAGACAUUUCUUGUCAUUUUAUUUGUUCUUGUGGAAAAGCAUACAUUAUUGAGAGGACUGAAACUCUUCAGUGAUGUUAGGGCUUCGGAGGGUCACAAGAUAUCCAAAUUUUCAGGCAUGUGACCCUGUACAAAAAGAUGUAACACAAUCAUUUGUGUGUGAAUUUUAUAUUUUUUGUGAGAA